This is a messenger RNA of Drosophila hydei, 2640 nucleotides long. It is a transcript of the gene Vmat, whose product is annotated as synaptic vesicular amine transporter. Lineage: Eukaryota; Metazoa; Arthropoda; Insecta; Diptera; Drosophilidae. Gene Ontology annotation, cellular component: synaptic vesicle membrane; terminal bouton. The record is from RefSeq and is a predicted model, not a curated record. Gene Ontology annotation, molecular function: serotonin:sodium:chloride symporter activity; xenobiotic transmembrane transporter activity. The coding region runs from base 436 to 2556 and encodes 706 amino acids. The transcript is spliced from 6 exons. Gene Ontology annotation, biological process: aminergic neurotransmitter loading into synaptic vesicle; xenobiotic transport; transmembrane transport.
GCUGAUGGACGUGCGUUCGUGACCACGCUUUCAGUGCAGCAACCGCCAGACACUUGUUGUAUUGCACUUUAAUAGUAUUUAUUAGACGGUGCUUUGAGACACUUUUCUUUUUUGUCUAUUAGAAAAUGUAGUUUUAUAAACGGCUUAUCAAGUACAAUACAACACAAAUUAAAGUUAAAAUACAAAACUAGAAAAUAUGUGAUUGCAAAAUAAAGAAACGGAUAAUCUGCAGAAAUACUUCAACAGUAAUAGCCCAGAUAUUGGUACAGUAUCAACAGCUCUAUUCCAUUCUUAAAGCUGUAGCAUCAACUCAGCGACUCAAGAAAUACCAACAAAUUAAAUAAAUUAAUCAACAGCUAUUUCAGGAUUUGAAAGAGACUGUAAGAUAAUCAGUCGGAACCUGAAACCACCCAGCAAUAAGCGGCUAGCGACGCAAUGCAAUCAUCGACUGAUGCGGGCAAUAAUGGCACACGCAAAUACCCAGCACAGCAGCAGCAUAACCAGACACAAUCAACAACAGGAGCAGGGGCGGGAGCACGAGAAGGAGCAGGAGCAACAGCAUCAGCAGCGGAAGGAGAUGGCACCAAUCAAACGACAUCCUUUACCAUAAAUGACAACAGUCAGCCAGCCAGUCAGGCGAGCAAAAAUCCCUUCAAGCAACAGUUGGACAGUUAUCAACAGAAUGGCAACAUGGACACAGAGUGCGGCAUUAUGGGCACUGGUGGAGCAGCUGCUAAGGAGGCCCAGGAACAAUCUUAUGGAACACGCAAACUAGCAGGUGGUCAGUCUCCGCCACCGCCGGACCAAUAUAGACAGGAAGAUCCACGUGCAGCUGGUACUUGGUCUGCUGCCAAGUCAUGGAUGGUCAGCUGGCGUGGCUCCAACCGCCUCGUCCUGGUCAUCGUUGCUAUAGCUCUGCUGCUGGAUAACAUGCUACUCACAACUGUAGUGCCCAUCAUACCUGAGUUCUUAUACGACAUACGGCAUCCGGAUGCACCGCUUGACAGCUACCCGCGCACCCCUCUCACUCUGAACACUCCUCCUCCACCCACGUCCUGUCCAUGUAAGGAUGGUGCAAAUGACGAGGCGACCCCGAUAGAGAUCGUCACGCCAAGCGCUGAAGGUAAAUACAAUAUAACUGGAAGAUUCAUUCGGAUGCUAAAGUGUCUAUGCCACUCCACAGACAAUGAAACAUAUUAUCGUGAGCUGGAGGAACGGCAUAAUGAAUUGGUCGGCGAAACAGUUGAAGUAGGACUUCUCUUUGCCUCGAAAGCUAUUGUACAAUUGCUGGUGAAUCCGAUUGUAGGGCCACUGACACAUCGGAUCGGCUAUAGCAUACCAAUGUUUGCCGGCUUCGUAAUAAUGUUCCUCUCCACAUUGAGUAAGUAUGAAUUUGAGAUCUUAUGCUGUAUAUCUGCAAGUUUUUUCUUUCCAGUCUUUGCCUUUGGACGAUCUUACUUGGUUCUAUUUAUCGCUCGAGCACUUCAGGGCAUUGGUUCAUCAUGCUCCUCCGUCUCUGGCAUGGGAAUGCUGGCAGAUCGCUUCACCGACGACAAAGAACGUGGCAAUGCCAUGGGCAUUGCUCUCGGUGGACUCGCUCUUGGCGUCCUCAUUGGACCGCCCUUUGGUGGUGUUAUGUACGAGUUUGUGGGCAAGUCGGCACCAUUUCUAGUGCUGGCUGCGUUGGCCCUGGGUGAUGGAUUACUGCAGCUAUUCAUGUUGCAGCCGUCCAUACAGAAAGCCGAGUCAGAGGAGCCACCAUCACUGAAGAGUCUUAUUAGCGACCCAUACAUUUUGAUAGCUGCUGGGGCAAUAACUUUUGCUAACAUGGGCAUUGCCAUGCUCGAACCAUCUUUACCAUUAUGGAUGGUUGAUAAUAUGGGGGCUACACGCUGGGAGCAAGGCGUGGCUUUUUUGCCUGCUUCUAUUAGCUAUUUGAUUGGUACAAAUCUCUUUGGGCCACUUGGACAUAAGAUUGGCAGAUGGUUUGCCGCCUGUCUGGGACUGGUAAUCAUCGGCGCCUGUUUAAUAUUUGUAUGUACCUUGUGUAGAUUCCUAGCCUCAUUUUUUAAGUACGUUCCUUUGCAGAUACCCAUGGCUACCUCCAUUACACAUCUGAUUAUUCCCAAUGCCGGCCUUGGCUUUGCUAUCGGUAUGGUUGACUCUUCGAUGAUGCCCGAACUGGGCUAUCUGGUGGAUAUACGGCACUCGGCUGUAUACGGCAGCGUCUAUGCCCUGGGCGAUGUCGCCUUUUGUGUUGGCUUUGCUGUGGGUCCGGCUCUAUCGGGCUCCCUUGUAAAGAGUAUCGGCUUUGAGUGGAUGUUAUUUGGCAUCGCAAUACUCUGUUUCUUGUAUGCACCGCUAUUGACGCUCCUCAAGAACCCGCCAACUAGCGACGAAAAGAAGGUGCGUAUGGCUAGGGAAGCUGCGGCAGCUGCAGCAGAAGCUGCUGUUGAUAAUUCAAAAGCUCACACAAUUGCAUCUUGUCCAUCCACCGACCCUUCGAUCGAUGCGGACGGAAAAACGAAUGAGGCGUUUGAAAGUGAACGAUUAUGAUUAUUUGAUUUCAAGCAUUAUUAUUUAGUUUAAUAAGACUCUAUAUUAGCUGACAUGAUUAGCUGACAUUUGUAAAGCUUCACA